AUGGGUGUGCCGAGGGCGCCACUGCACAAUGAGGGCAGCGAAGCGGCAAGACCCGCCCAACGAGGGGGGGCAGACGGGAGGAGAGCGACUGCUGGGCGAAGUUGGGGGGGGGUCUUCGGACGGCGGGAGGAGGGGGGGGUCCGUUGCGGCCGAAGGGGUGGGGGGAGGGGUGACGCGGUGCCGUGGCGGGGCGGAGAAGGGGGGACGGGCGAGCGAGGGACGCGGGGCCCAAGAGAGCAAGGCGUGAAGGGGCGGACACACGGGAGUGGGGAGGAACGGGGGGGGAGAGGGGGGGGCGGGCCGGGGGCGAGACAGGGGGUCGAGGCCGAGGGGCGGAGGGCAAAGAGAGGGGGGGGACGGGACUGGCGUUAA
Dicrocoelium dendriticum is the source of this 372-nucleotide messenger RNA. The record is from the annotation of a GenBank genome assembly. NCBI's taxonomy places the organism in Eukaryota, Metazoa, Platyhelminthes, Trematoda, Plagiorchiida, Dicrocoeliidae.